This is a messenger RNA of Pogona vitticeps (central bearded dragon), 2421 nucleotides long. It is a transcript of the gene TSN, whose product is annotated as translin. The record is from RefSeq and is a predicted model, not a curated record. Gene Ontology annotation, biological process: RNA metabolic process. Gene Ontology annotation, molecular function: single-stranded DNA binding; sequence-specific DNA binding; RNA binding. Lineage: Eukaryota; Metazoa; Chordata; Lepidosauria; Squamata; Agamidae.
GGCCAGCUUGGCGGCGCAGCCGGUCUCGAGUCUUCGCCGAGGCCGCCCCGCUUCCUCCUCAGAUGGGUCCCGCCUGCCGGCUUUGCCCGCUCCUCAUCGGCGGCUUGCCUUUCCCUCAGGCAGCGAGCGGGGCAGCCCUGCGACCGCAGCGUCGAAGGACCCGUUUCUUUGGCGGCCACAGCGAGCGUGGUGGGACUGCCCGCGAAUCGGUCCGGCCAGGAGUUGGUCUCAAGCGGCGGCGGCGGAGGCACCACCACCACCACCGCCACCUGUACCGCCACGGGCGUCGUCGUCGUCGUCAGAGCCUGGCCGCUCCCGUCAUCAUGUCCGUCAGCGAGAUGUUCAUCACGUUACAAGGGGUGCUGACGGCCGACCAGGAUAUCCGCGAGGAGAUCAGGAAAGUUGUUCAAACUCUAGAGCAAACAGCUCGGGAAAUCCUAACAGUACUACAAGGAGUCCACCAAGGUUCGGGAUUUCAGGACAUUCCAAAGAAAUGUCAGAAGGCUCGAGAACACUUUGGUACAGUUAAAACACAGUUGGCAUCUCUGAAAAACAAGUUUCCUGCAGAUCAAUACUACAGAUUCCAUGAACACUGGAGGUUUGUGCUACAGCGUUUGGUCUUCUUAGCUGCAUUUGUUGUCUACUUGGAAACAGAAACCUUAGUCACUCGGGAAGCUGUUACAGAAAUACUUGGAAUUGAAGCUGACAGAGAGAGGGGCUUUCAUCUGGACAUCGAGGAUUACCUCUCUGGAGUGCUGACUCUUGCUAGUGAGCUGUCUAGGCUAGCAGUCAACAGUGUCACUGCUGGGGACUACUCUCGCCCACUCCGCAUCUCUGCUUUCAUCAAUGAGUUGGAUUCUGGAUUCCGCCUUCUGAAUUUGAAAAACGACUCCCUGAGGAAACGUUAUGACGGCCUCAAGUAUGAUGUCAAGAAGAUUGAGGAGGUCGUUUAUGACUUGUCCAUCAGAGGGCUCAACAAGGAGGCAACUGGUGGGGAAAAGUAAAAAAAAAAAGUGAUUGUGGGACUGCAUUCAUGAUUACCUCAGAUUUUCUGCCAAUGAAGGAGAAGUUUUAUGUGAACUCUCCAGCAGUAGCUUAGAGGAACCACAUGCUGCAAACCACUGUUGUUUUUCCCAAGUGAAUGUUUAGUGUUUCUGACCGAAAGCACUCAAAACUGUUGAAUGCCCAUCAUCUAGUGGACUCUUGUUUGCAGUAAAAAUCACCAUGUCUAAACAAACUGUAACCUGUGAAUUACAGCCAUGGCUGCCCAGCUGCCCUACAAGUACCAAACAUGGAAGUUUUGUUAUCCCCACGUGAUAGGUUUGUUUUCAAGCCACACUGAGCUUAAUCUUUUUUUUUGGGGGGGGGGGAAUUCCAUGUUAUUGCCACUGAUUAAACUUCAUGAAAAUCAAAAUGGGGAGCUUGGCUAUAGGAAGUACGUUAAUGCCUUUAUCAUUAGAACAUGAUCAGAAUAUGUCAUUUUCUGCUUUUGCUGGUAAAUCAUAAUGGUUCCUCUAUUGAAAUUAAGGUUUAGAAUUAUCAGUUCAGUAGAUAUAUAUUGUUGGAAUGUAUGUUUUUCAAAUAGUCAUUGUAUGGGACAUGGUUAUCUUUGUGUUCUUAAGCAAGCUGUUUAUUAGACACGGGAAGGGAAGUGAUUUAUACCUUAAAACUUGAGUAGUUAAUUGCGGGCAUUUUCCAAGUAGAUAUCCAGUUUUGAAAAAGAAAUGUUAGAAAAUGUGUCAGUGAUUUUACUGGGGGCAAGUAAGAGCAGAAUGCAAGGAGACCAAUAGCUGUAUAAGAUGAGAGAAUUUAUGAUCCUUUGGACUUUUAAGUAAUCUGUUGCAUGUUUCCUUCAUAUUUGUAUUUCAUCUCUUUUUUUAAAGAUCCUACGUAGAUUGCACAGCAGAGAAAACAGUUUAUCUUAACAAAAGGGGGGGCAUUAUUCUUACUUUAAUCCAAAAAAAUACCUGGAGGCAAGUUGUUUUUCCUCAACUUAUUUUAACUUUAGAAAGUGUCUAAAGGAUCAUGGUCUUUGUAGUACAGUAUAUAAAGCACCAGUGCAAAGCAAGCUGGGCUUUUCCUGCUAUGCAUGUGCUACAUCCACCAUGCCUUUUGCACUUCAUUUGUUUCAAGUUUCCUUAAUACACCAUGUUGUUUUCCCUAAGUAUUUUUUUUUUUUGCAUCAUGUACGUUUAUCAGACUGGUUUCUCCCAUGGUCCUAAUGUUUUCUGAUGAUAAAGGUUACCCCUGCCCCCAAAAUAUCAAGAGAAUCUUCAUACUUUAUGAUACUAGUGGUUGUAAAUAUAUCCAUUUGUAAAGCUUUGCCUUGUUCCGUUACAUUUUCUAAAAAUGUUCACAGAGAAGCAUAUACUUCCCUUGUUAAUGUGGGUGAAUAAAAUAAAAAACAUUGUUCUUUAAGAA